Symbiodinium necroappetens is the source of this 312-nucleotide messenger RNA. The record is from the annotation of a GenBank genome assembly. Lineage: Eukaryota; Dinophyceae; Suessiales; Symbiodiniaceae.
AUGGGUUUAAGCAGAAGUCUGAUGGAGGUUCGUGUGGUUGACGUCACCCACGAUUGGCAGGAGAUGUGCAAAGGAAUCCAAGGCUACAUCAAAGAGUCGCUGAACCAGGGUAUGCUGGAUGGCUUCGAAGCCAAUGGCAUCAAGUACUACAACAAGUAUGCCACCUUGAAGGAGUUGAUGGGCCAGGGAGGCGUUGAGACGGUCACUGCCAACUACAUCAUGCUAGCGGCCGGGGGUCGGCCCAACCACGGUGGCUAUCCAGGUCAGGGCUUCGAUUUUGGCCAGGGGGGAUGGGCAACAAAGCCUAGAUAG